CAUCUCCUCUCUAUCAAAGAUUUUAUCUCUCUCGGCCUCUGUAUUCACUUUCCCAGGCAUCUAUUCGAUUGCAAAGCAUCAAAAUAUAAUUGUGGGUAAAUUGGGUCGAUGGUUGGAGAAGCUUGUGUCCGUGAGCUUUUCUAAAGAAGAGGAUUUUUUGUUUAUUAAGAGCAGCUAGUUACAUAUCUUAAUCUUCUUGGUGGGAUUUCCUUCUUCUCAUUCUGCAAUCCUCGUAUCCUCUUUCUCUUCUUUUUUUUUUUAAAUGGCAAACACACCCCAUCACCACACCCAUUUGGUUUUGUUAUGAUACAAAUCUUAAAGGACACGUGAGAGUUAACGGAUUUUGCAAAAAUUCUAAGGACAUAGGAUUUAUAGGACCAAAUUAAAAUACUUUAUAGCUAUGUUCUAAAAUGAAAUUAAAAAAAUAAGUUAAGGGACCGAAGCCAAAAUAAAACUAAACAUAAAGAACUCUCUCCUUUCCAUUCCAUUCACUCUUACUCUCCGGCGACCCCAUCACCUUCCCUGCAUCACGCCGCCGGCACGACGCCCUCCAUCUCAGGACACUCAUCGUAUUCUCUCUGUCUUCUCCAUUCGUCCGUCACAGGGAGGGCUUAAAAGUUGAGGGACAACUUCCUGAGAAAUUUACAUGUUAUGAAGGCGUCUUCUACAAUUACUUUAUAGUUUAAGGACAACACUACUGUGUGAGAAAGGGUUUUGGACAUUUUGCUCUCACCCUUCAUUCCUAUCAAUAUCAAUCAUUCAAUCAAAUAUGGCUAUGGGCAUCAAUAUCAUCAUUGCAAAACGCUUGUUCAAUUUACGCUCUGUUUAUUCCACCUCUCUAUUCUAUUCCACCAUCCCAACAACAACCCCAUCCAAAACACCACUCGAAAAACAAUUCGAAACCUGGAUCAACCACCUCAAACCCGGUUUCACUCCAACCGAUGUUAACCACGCCCUCACCUCCCAAUCCGACCCAGACCUCGCUCUCGACAUUUUCCGUUGGACAUCCCAACAACGUUCCUACAAACACACUUCCUUAACUUACCACACCAUCAUCACCCACCUCGCCACCUCUCGCCAUUACCAACAAGCUGAAACCCUUGUAGAAGAAGUACUUGCCGGCGCGUGUGAACCCACACUCCCUCUUUUCAAUACCAUCCUCCAUUUCUGCUGCUCCCGUAAAUUCCUCUUCAACCGCGCCUUCGACGUUUACAACAUAAUGCUAAACUCACAAGAUGCUAAACCUAAUCUUGAAACGUAUACUUUAUUGUUCAACUCACUUUUACGUAGGUUUAAUAAAUUAAACGUUUGUUAUGUUUAUUUACGUUCGGUAAGGUCUUUAACGAAGCAGAUGAAGGCCAUUGGGGUUAUACCGGAUACUUUUGUUUUGAAUAUGAUUAUUAAAGCUUAUGCAAAGUGUUUGGAAGUUGACGAGGCCAUUAGGGUUUUUCGUGAAAUGGGGUUGUAUAAUUGUGAGGCGAAUGCUUAUAGUUAUAGUUAUAUUGCUAAGGGGUUGUGUGAGAAAGGGAGGGUGGAACAGGGGUUUGGGUUUUAUAAGGAAAUGAGGGUGAAAUGUUUGGUUCCAAGUACGAGUACUUAUGUGAUUAUUGUUUGUAGUCUUGCGUUGGAACGGAGGUUUGAGGAUGCUAUUGAGGUUAUGUUUGAUAUGUUGGGGAAUUCUAGGUCGCCGGAUUGUCUUACUUAUAAGACAGUAUUGGAAGGAUUGUGUCACGAAGGGAGGGUUGAUGAGGCUUUUGAAUUGCUGGAUGAAUUUAAGAAGAGGGAUGUUGGUAUGAAUGAGAGGAUGUACAAGACUCUGUUCAAUGAUUUGCAGUUUGUUUGCAGGGACUAGAAGAUUCUGUACUGAUUAUCACACCCUUGUUUUGACAGUGUGAUUACGAGUUCAUUUUUUUUCCAAGUUGAAUUUGAAUGAUCCAUUGAUUUGUGCUGGUAGAGCCUGAUUUGGAGACUUGAUGAAUUAUGUUAAACAUAUAUGAUCAGAAACAUCUUGCUGCUUAGAGAAUUUUCUAAAGUUUUGAAGUAAUUUCCAUAUAGAUUAGUGUGGAAGGAGAGGGUAGUAGCAGCACGGCACAAGCUCCUUUUGUGGCUUAAUGGGGCUGCUAACACAAGUAUGUUAUAUAUAAACAUUACCACUGCUCUGCGAGGGCGCAUUAUUCAUUCCCUGGUGAAGCAAAAACUUGCUGAAGUUGCUUGAGGAUAGUUUGCUGGGUGAGCAUCUUAUGAUAUCAUAUAACUGUCUAAAGCAACCCAAUAGUCAUUUGAGUUUAUCUUUCCCUGCUCCUCAGUCCAUUUCUUUGUUCCAUGAAUUCAACUGGAAUAAAGCUUAGCUGAAAAUUUUGUAGUCGUUAGCAUUUGUCCUUUUUUUCCUUCUUUUUCUGUCUCAAUGCAGAAUUUUAUGUUCAACCUUAAACCUCCAUGGUUUGCAAUAUUUUCAACUUGUCUUGCUGGCAUAAGGGAGGAAUUUCAUUCUGUAAUAAUUGACUCUGCAAUCUUGUGUAUUCUGAAUAAACAGAGAUUUACACAAUGUGUGUACAACCAUACGGUGGUGAUCAUAUACUUAUUUACUAAUGGAAUUCUGUUUCUCUUUACAA
Messenger RNA from Medicago truncatula (barrel medic), 2612 nucleotides. RefSeq names its product pentatricopeptide repeat-containing protein At3g25210, mitochondrial. Bases 770 to 1852 code for a protein of 360 amino acids. Gene Ontology annotation, molecular function: protein binding. Lineage: Eukaryota; Viridiplantae; Streptophyta; Magnoliopsida; Fabales; Fabaceae. The transcript is spliced from 2 exons. The record is from RefSeq and is a predicted model, not a curated record.